Coregonus clupeaformis (lake whitefish) is the source of this 2368-nucleotide messenger RNA. Its product is annotated as GTPase IMAP family member 8-like. Gene Ontology annotation, molecular function: GTP binding. The record is from RefSeq and is a predicted model, not a curated record. Bases 268 to 2070 code for a protein of 600 amino acids. The transcript has 3 exons. Lineage: Eukaryota; Metazoa; Chordata; Actinopteri; Salmoniformes; Salmonidae.
UAACAAUAAACUGAGUUUUGUUGGGAGUUUAUCAGCAGGAAAAAAAGAAUAUGAUUAUAUAGGGUUUGUUAUGUAGGGUCUGUCUAGAGAAUUUAGGGGAGUGGUUUAAGUGUCAGAUAAAAUAACACUCGAGGCUGAAAGUGAAACUGUUGCUGCUCAACAAUUUCUACUCCACAGCAUUUGCGAACCUUUAACAUUUGUACUACGAAAGUAGAUUCCUGAGUCACAACUCACACUGCUUGGCCAUAUCAAGAUAAUUCUUUAAAGAUGGGGCACCUAUCCAAAGCUAUUCAAGCUACACCCAAAACAUUGCAGGUGGUGUUACUUGGUAAAACAGGAGCAGGGAAGAGUGCCACAGGAAACACCAUCCUGGGGCGCAAAGAUUUUCUCUCAAAGAAGAGUUACAAAUCAGUGACUGCUGAUAUUGAGAAACAAAAUGUCACCAUUGAAGGAAUAGAUGUUGUCGUGUAUGACACUCCAGGAUUCUGUGACCCCGAUCGAUCCGAAGAGCAAAUUCAGGAGAAAUUCCAGAAUGUCCUCAAGUUAACCUCAUCUGGUCCCCGUGUGUUUCUCCUGGUGGUGAAGACAGACAGAUUAACAGAAGAAGAGAAGAGGGUCAUCAGUAAAGUAGAAGAUCUUCUAGGAGAGAGUCUUUUGAAGCAAACCUGGAUCCUGUUCACCAGAGGAGAUGAGUUAGAAGACCAGACUAUAGAAGAAUUCAUUGCUGACUCAGAUGACCUCACAGAAGUGCUGAGAAAAUACGGUGGAAGAUACCAUGUGUUCAACAACAAGAGUGGUGAUCCUGAGCAGGUCAAAUCACUACUGGAAAAGACAUCUACCUGUCUCAAUUCAACAGUUUCAAGGAGCUCCUCCAUCAGGAAUCUCCCAGAGAGAAGGAUUGUUCUGCUUGGAAAAAGCGGUGUUGGGAAGAGUGCAACAGGAAACACCAUCCUUAGUGGGAAACGUUUCCAUUCUGAACUGAACUCGUCCUCAGUAACACGUAUAACAGAAAUGAAGCAGGCAGCAGUAGAUGGGAGGGAUGUCAGGGUGGUUGACACUCCAGGACUGUUUGACACAACGCUUACUGCGGAAGAACUGGCAAUGGAGAUUGGUAGUAGCAUCUAUGAGUGUAGCCCAGGGCCUCAUGCCUUCCUCAUAGUUUUAAAAGUGAAUGACAGGUUCACAGAGCAGGAGAAAAAAGCUAUUGAAAUUCUAGAGAGUGUGUUUGGAUCAGGACUGGCAAAGCACGCCAUCAUCCUCUUCACCCAUGGAGAUGCGUUAGAGGGUCGUGGUGUAGAGAAGCUGAUUAGUGGGAACAAGGACCUCAGUGGAUUGGUAGAGCAGUGUGGGGGGAGGUACCAUGUCCUCAACAAUAAAGCUAAAGGGAACAGAUCUCAAGUCACAGAACUGAUGGAGAAGAUAGACAGAAUGGUGGAGGAGAAUGGAGGAACCUGCUACACCAAUGAGAUGUUUGAGGAGGUAGCCAGGGCUAAGAAAGAGGUGGAGGAGUGGAAACAGAGGGAGGAGGAGGAGAGGAUCCAGAAGGAGAAGGAGUGGCUCCAGAGGGAGAUGGAGAGGAUCCAGAAGGAGACAAGGGAGAGUGUCAAUAUGGAGUGGAAGGAGAGGGUCGAGAAGGAGAGGAUCGAGAAGGAGAGGGUCGAGAAGGAGAGGAGGGAGAAGGAGAGGGUCGAGAAGGAGAGGGUCGAGAGGGAGAGGGUCGAGAGGAAGACAAUUAUUAUAAGUGGUAUUGUAGCAGAUUUAAUUGUAGUUGGUGGGUUAGUUGGUGGGUUAGUUGGUGGGUUAGUUGGUGGGUUAGUUGGUGGGGCAGUUGGUGGGAAAGUUGCUGUGAAAGUUGGUGGGAAAGUUGGUGGGGCAGUUGGUGGGGCAGUUGGUGGGUUAUUUGGUGGGGCAGUUGGUUUGAAAGUUGGUGGGGCAGUUGGUGGGAAAGUUGGUGGGGCAGUUGGUGGGAAAGUUGGUGGGGUAAUUGGUGGGGUAAUUGGUGGGGUAGGUGGUGGGGUAGGUAGUGUGGUAGGUAGUGUGGUAGUUGGUAAACAUCUGGCAGGAAAGUAGCCAGUCAACAAUCCCCAACAGUAAUUUACUGUGAAAUACAAUGUUAGUAGCUAUUACUUCCCCAAUCAUUCUGAAAAUGUCUAAACGACUUACACUCCAAUUCAACUUAGAGCCUAAUACAGAAAUAGGCCUACCGCUUUAUGAAAAUCUUGUCUGCAUACAUUAUUUUAUUUUUAUUUUUUACAUAAACUAUACCAUGAUUAAAGCUAUAGUAUAUAACUGGGGUCUCCAACCCUGUUCCUGGAGAGCUACCCUCCUGUAGGUUUUAACUCCAACCCUGUUCCUGGAGAGCUACCCU